Molecule: messenger RNA, 2428 nt
Organism: Gopherus flavomarginatus (Mexican gopher tortoise)
Lineage: Eukaryota; Metazoa; Chordata; Testudines; Testudinidae
Product: olfactory receptor 14A16-like
Exons: 1
Coding region: 1266-2186 (306 amino acids)
Biological process (GO): G protein-coupled receptor signaling pathway
Cellular component (GO): membrane
Molecular function (GO): olfactory receptor activity; G protein-coupled receptor activity
Source: RefSeq, a predicted model, not a curated record
AUAUUACAGAUUUAUAGAAAGAGACCUCCUGAAAAAGUUCAAAUAUAUUACUGGAACGCGAAACCUUAAAUUACAGUGAAUAAAUGAAGACUCGGCACAGCACUUCUUAAAGGUUGCUGACCCCUGCGCUAGGCUAUGGCCUGUUUUGAAAUGAGACUGUCUCAGCUUCUCCUGUUGAAGCUGCUCCACUUUGUACGAACAAUUAAAUAGUCACUGGAGCAGGGACUUGAACUCUUCCAGACAUCAGGUGAAUGCCCCAAGUACCAUGCUGGAGAAUCAGUCUCACUUGUAUUCAUUAGCCCAAUGAUUCUACACUGUCACUUGCAGCAGUCAUUGCUGUUGGCAAUGGAGAGUCACUGGGACAGAGGCUGAGAUACAGUCUGAUGCAGUCAUUAAAGGAGGGGACUGGGAGUCAUGACACAUCACUUUUGUUCCCAGCUCUGGGAGGGAGUUGAGUCCAGUGGGUAGAGCCAGAACUCCUGGCCUGUAUUUUCAGCUCUGGGAGAGGUGUUGGAUUUACUGGGUUAGUGCAGGGGGCGAACUGGGAGUCAGGACUCCUGUGUACUCUUCCAAGCUCUGGGAGAGAGUUUAGUUGAGUGGUUAGAGAUGCAGGAGGGAAGCCAGAAAAUCUGUCUCUCACAGUGAGCUUGGAAAUCUGGCUAGAAUGGCGGCCGGGGCAUCAAAGCUCCUGGGCUGUAUUCCUAACUCGAGUUUACCAUAUAAUUAUGACUGGGUUGAGUCACCUACAUGUGAGAUGCAGCUCCAGUUUAGAGCAGUAUAAUGUGGAAGUAAUUCCAUGGCAUGCAGUGAAACUACCCCACAUUUGCAGCAGUUCCCCUGACAGCAGAAUAUGGCCAGCCAGACCCCCAAUUCCCCUCGAUAAACUGAGGAUAGUAACAUUUAUACACUGUUAUCCAGAGUUCGCCUACCUCUGGGUAACAGAAGUAUACAAAAACCUCAAAAGCAAUUGUUUCUAUUUCUCCUCUUCAUCACCCUGCUGUAAAUCAGGAGUAACUGCACUGGAGUCCAUUGAGCUGAUUCUAUUUUUCUCACCCCAGUGUAAAUCAGGAGUAACUCCACUGGAGUCACUGGGGCUGUUUUCUCCAUCCUCAUUCCCAUAUUACACCAAUCUUCACAAGCUAAGGGUCUGACUCAAGGAAAUUAAGGUGGUUUUCACAAAAAGAGAGUUAUUUUUACUGAUCUAAUGUUUUCCCUUGUUCUCUUCUCUCCCUCCGCAGACAUGAAACAAUGUCCUGAGAGAGAAAAUGUCCAACCAAACCACCUUGACCGAGUUCCUUCUCCUGGGAUUCUCUGAAGUUCGGGAGUUUCAGAUUUUGCACUUUGUGGUGUUUCUAGUGAUUUACCUGGCAGCCCUGGUGGGGAAUAUUCUUAUCUUCACUGUUAUAGUCUUCGACCACAACCUUCACACCCCCAUGUACUUCUUCCUGAUGAAUCUGUCCAUCCUAGACCUUGGCUCCAUCUCUGUCAUUGUCCCCAAAUCCAUGGCCAACUCCCUAAUGAACACCAAGUCCAUUUCCUAUGCUGGAUGUAUUGCUCAAGUCUUAUUCCUCGUCUCCUUGGUGGGAGCGGAUUUUUCCCUUCUUACCACCAUGGCAUAUGACCGAUAUGUCGCCAUCUGCCAACCACUGCACUAUGAGACAAUGAUGAACAGCAGAGCUUGUGUCCAAAUGGUAGCUGGUGCCUGGAUUGGUGGAAUUCUCAACUCUGUAUUACACACUGGGAACACGUUUGCAUUGACCUUCUGUGGAGGCAACAUGGUGGAUCAGUUCUUCUGUGAGAUCCCCCAGCUACUCAAGCUCGCCUGCUCUGACUCAUAUCUUAGCGAAGUUGGGGUUCUUGUCUUUAGUUCGUGUUUAGUCUUAGGCUGUUUUAUUUUUAUCACUGUGUCGUAUGUUCAGAUCUUCAAAUCAGUGUUGAGAAUCCCCUCUGAACAGGGUCGAAAUAAGGCCCUAUCCACCUGCCUUCCUCACCUCACUGUGGUCUCUUUGUUUGUUUGCACUACAAUUUUUGCCUACCUGAAACCCACCUCCAGCUCCCCAUCUGCUCUCGAUCUUGUGAUGGCUGUUCUCUAUUCUGUAUUGCCACCUAUCAUGAAUCCAAUUAUCUAUAGCAUGAGAAACAAGGAGAUGAAAGCUGCCCUGAGGAGACUGACUGGGUGUAGGUAAUUCACCAAGAAUUCAUUUCUGACUUUAUCUAAUAAAAGCUUGCUUACUUAGUAUCUGCUCAUUAAUGUCAGUGAUUUCCAUAACCAGAUACCUUGCACACAACCGGGUCUGAUUCUGAUGUCAGUUGCACCAAAGCAAAUCCAGAUUAACUCCCUUGAUGUCAAUGCUGCUGGGGUGAUUUACACAAGUAGAAAAUCUGGUCCAGAUGUGGAGUUAAAUGGGUGUAAAUUGUGUGUGCAAAA